Molecule: messenger RNA, 510 nt
Organism: Staurois parvus
Lineage: Eukaryota; Metazoa; Chordata; Amphibia; Anura; Ranidae
Source: the annotation of a GenBank genome assembly
CACCGGGCAGGACUCCGGGCAGCGGCACACCGGGCUGGACUCCAGGCAGAGGCACCAGGCGAAGCAGCAGGCAGCGGGCUACCAGGCGGAGCGGCAGGCACCGGGCCCCCGGGCGGAGCGGCAGGCACCGGGCCCCCGGGCGGGGCGGCAGGCACCGGGCCCCCGGGCGGGGCGGCAGGCACCCGGCCCCGGGCGGGGCGGCAGGCACCCGGCCCCCGGGCGGGGCGACAGGCACCGGGCCCCCGGGCGGGGCAGCAGGCACCGGGCCCCCGGGCGGAGCGGCAGGCACCGGGCCCCCGGGCGGAGCGGCAGGCACCGGGCCCCCGGGCGGAGCGGCAGGCACCGGGCCCCCGGGCGGAGCGGCAGGCACCGGGCCCCCGGGCGGAGCGGCAGGCACCGGGCCCCCGGGCGGAGCGACAGGCACCGGGCCCCCAGGCGGGGCGACAGGCCUCGGGCCCCCAGGCGGGGCGACAGGCCUCGGACCCCCAGCUGGAGCGACAGGUCUCGGGC